This is a messenger RNA of Papaver somniferum (opium poppy), 873 nucleotides long. Its product is annotated as pentatricopeptide repeat-containing protein At3g22470, mitochondrial-like. The coding region runs from base 1 to 873 and encodes 290 amino acids. The record is from RefSeq and is a predicted model, not a curated record. Gene Ontology annotation, molecular function: protein binding. NCBI's taxonomy places the organism in Eukaryota, Viridiplantae, Streptophyta, Magnoliopsida, Ranunculales, Papaveraceae. The transcript has 2 exons.
AUGGACAAUCUCAAGAAAAGGCUGGAGAAGGCGAAGGGAAAAUGGACAGAAGAAUUCCCUGGAGUCUUAUGGUCCUAUGGAACGACCCCAAAAAUAUCAACUGGAUUUUCACCAUUUACACUGGCUUAUGGGACAGAGGCAGUCAUACCCGCCGAGGGGAAGAUUGCAUGUGGAAUAAAAGUGUUCGACAAAAUGACUAAGAUGGGUAUUCAACCUAAUGCUAUUACGUGUAAUACUCUUAUACAUGGGCUGUGUAGAACCGGUCAAGUGGGUCCUGCUCUUCAGUUAAAAAACAACAUGUCAAAGUGGAAUCGCAGACCCGAUGGUUUUUCAUAUAAUGCCAUUAUAGAUACUCUUUGUAAAGGAGGUUUACUUGAUCAAGCUAUGGUUCUCUUCACUGAAAUGCUUGGAGAUUCGAAUGUUGUACCCGGUGUAGUUGCUUACAAUAUUUUGAUUAAUGGGUUUGGCAAUUCAGGGCGGUUAAAGGAGGCAAAGAGACUCUUUGACGAGAUGGUUAGUAGAGGAAUUUCUGCAGAUUUAACUACUUAUAAUUCUAUGAUUGAUGGUCAUUGUGUACACGGUCAACAGGAGGAAGCAAGAAGAUGUUUUGAUGAAAUGGUGGAUCGAGGGAUUUCACCCGAUACAGUAACUUUUAAUGUCUUAAUAGAUUCACAUUGUAAUGAUGGGAUGACUGAAGAUGCUUGGGGGUUAUUUAAACUAAUGGACAAGAUAAACAUCCCACCCGACCAGUUUACUUUUAAUUCAAUGAUGGAUGGUCUGUGUUUAGUUGGUCGGUUGCAAGAUGCGGUGCAACUUUUUGACUCGAUGGUAGAUAGGGCCUUGAACAGGAUGUUUUCAAUUACAAUACAAUAA